Brassicogethes aeneus is the source of this 3809-nucleotide messenger RNA. NCBI's taxonomy places the organism in Eukaryota, Metazoa, Arthropoda, Insecta, Coleoptera, Nitidulidae. The record is from the annotation of a GenBank genome assembly.
AUGUCGCUUUUCACCGAUAUAGUAAAGCAUAUCGCAUCCAUAUUAAGGCUUCUAUCACCUCAAUAUGAUGAAAAAAUUGCAUUAGAAGGUAUUCGGGAGUGUCAAAAAGGGCAAAAACGACUUAAGGAUGCUUUAAAGCGUGCUAAGACUAUUGGAAAAAAACAGCACAUUGAAGCAUGCAUGCGAAAUAUUAAGAGUCUUAGAAAUCAGCUGAAGGCUUCUAAACAGAGGGGAGCAGGGCUUACAUUAAGACCUGAAGGCGUUAGAGAACGUGUACAUUGGGAUGAUAUAGAGUCAGCUUUUGGGAGUCGCAUUCGAACAGGGUUGAUUUCCAACUUGAAACAUAAGGACCCCUUGGCUUUUUUGAAAGAUUGUAAGGCUUUAUUCAAAAUAAGAAUUCGAAAUGCUUUAAAGAAAGACGCAGCCGUUAAGGCGAAUGUAGCAUUCUGUGGAGAAUUCGAAAUAGUGAAAGGAGAUAGUGUACUUAAUGAGUACAAGCACUUUACCACAUCAAACUCAGCGAUCUAUAGGAAUACUAACCUUGAUGAAUGGUUUAAGAAAAACAUUACUAAUCCUAUCUUAAAGGAACUCGAGGAGUUCCAAGAACGUGAUAGUGGUUGGGCUCUUAAGAAGGUAGUUAACUUGGGGGUAAAUAUUAACAAGUAUACCCCACAGCUUGGAUCAUCGUACAUCGAUUUGCCUCUCCAAAUUAAGAAGAAACAUGCCUGUAUCAAUGUUAAAAACAACGAUCAAGCAUGCUUCGCUUGGGCAGUUACAUCGGCUCUCCAUCCAGUUUCUUUAGAAAAGAACUCAGGCCGUUUAUCAUCUUAUCCACACUAUUCAUCUGUUCUUAAAUUGAGAGGAAUCCAAUGGCCUAUGACUAUGAAGCAGAUUCCCAGCUUUGAGAAGCAGAAUGAUGUUUCAAUCAAUGUUUAUAUAUUUCAAAAGGAAAAGUCUAAAUUUAUGACACUACCCUCUUACCUGACUAAAAAUAAGCAGGAAAGACAUGUAAAUCUUUUACUUAUUCAGGAUAAAUAUUAUGAGGAGGGAGAUGAGGGUGAAAAACUUAACAGGCAUAUUGAGGACUGUAUAAGGAUUAAUGAAACAGCUAUUAAAAUGCCUGAACAAGGGAAGAAUAUUUUAAAAUUUAAAAAUCAUAAGAAUAAGGAGAAGGCUCCAUUCAUCGUAUACGCUGAUUUGGAAAGUGUUCUGGAACGGACAGACAACCCGAAGAAGCCACAACAUCACGUUCCAGCUGCCGUUGGAUACUAUAUGAAAUGUUCAUACGAUGAUAGUCUCUCUUUUUUUCGAUCAAACCGUGGUCAGAACUGUAUGCAGUGGUUUGCCGAUGAGAUGAAUAGUUUAGCUGAAAAUUUGUCAACUGUAUUUUGGUGCCCCUAUGAUAUCAAUAUGACAUUUACACAAGAACGUAGCUUUCGUCUGGCAAAAUGUUGUCAUAUCUGCGAGCAGCCAUUUACUUUUGAAGAUAAUAAAGUACGAGAUCAUAACCAUCUAAUUCCUGAAAACAAUUAUCGCGGAGCCGCACAUAAAGGUUGCAAUAUCAAUUAUAAAGAUAGUCAUGUGGUGCCUGUUGUUUUUCAUAAUCUCAGCGGGUAUGAUGCUCACUUUAUAAUUACAGACAUAGCUACGAGAAUGAAGGGGACGAUCGAUCUAUUACCCAUUACCCAAGAAAAAUAUAUUAGUUUUACUAAACACAUCGACGAAUACCCAAUUCAAUUUAGAUUUAUAGACUCCUUCAGAUUUAUGGCUUCUUCUCUUGAUAAGUUGGUCUCAUAUAUGUCAGAGUUCCAAAACUUGAAAUCACAGUUUUCUGAAUUACCCGAUGAUCAGUUUAAGCUAUUAACGAAAAAGGGUGUGAUGCCAUACGAUUACAUUAAUUCAUUUGAACGUUUUGAUGAAACUAGUCUACCAUCCGUUGAAAAAUUUUAUAAUAAGUUGGAGAAUAAGCCCUGCCCACGCAGACACUAUCUAAGAGCUCAACAUGUAUGGUCAGCGUUUAGUUGUCAAAGUUUGGGUGACUAUGUGGACUUGUAUAUGAAGACUGAUAUAAUGCUACUUGCUGACGUCUUUGAACAGUUUCGCACCAGCUGCAUUAAAACGUAUGACUUAGAUCCAGCUCACUACUUUACAUUACCAGGAUUUACGUGGGAUGCUAUGCUUAAGUAUACUAAGCAAGAGUUAGAACUGCUUACCGAUCUAGACAUGUUCCUCUUUGUUGAAAAGGGGAUUCGUGGUGGUCUUAGUCAAGUAUGUUCUAAAAGAAGAGCUAGAGCAAAUAAUAAAUAUGUUAACAACUACGACCCCAGCAAGCCUCAAACUUUCCUAAUGUAUUUUGACGUAAAUAAUCAGUACGGGUGGGCAAUGUCUCAAUGCCUACCAUACGGAGGCUUCGAAUGGACAGAUCCAAAUCUCGAUGUAACCCAAAUUCCCGAUGAUGCUGUCGAAGGGUAUAUCCUAGAGGUAGAUCUCGAAUAUCCCAAGGACAAACACGACAAACAUAGUGAUAUACCAUUCUGCCCUGAGCAUAUCAACCAUAAGACCGGUGAGCCUCCAAAGGACUCGCAAGAGAUAACCAAACUGAUGGCUACAUUGGGUGAUAAGAAAAAAUACGUAAUUCAUUAUCGCUCACUAAAGGAGGCGUUAGCUAAUGGUUUGGUAUUACGCAAAAUACAUCGGGUCCUUAAAUUUAAACAGGCGCCAUGGCUAAAGUCCUACAUAGACCUUAACACUGAGCUGCGUAAGAAAGCUGCGAAUGAGUUUGAAAAGAAUUUGUUCAAGUUGAUGAACAAUGCAGUCUUUGGUAAAACUAUGGAGAAUAUACGGAAAAGGGUUAAAAUUAAGCUCUUAACCAAGUGGAAUGGUCGAUAUGGUGCUGAGGCUUAUAUAGCGAAACCGGAAUUUAAAAACUGCACAAUUUUCUGUGAAAACUUAGUAGCGAUUGAGCUUCGUAAACUUCAGAUCUGGUUGAACAAACCAAUAUAUGUGGGGCAAGCUAUACUCGACUUGGCGAAAACUACCAUAUACAACUUUCACUAUGGCUAUAUGGUUAACGCUUUCCCCGAUUGUACUGUUAUGUAUACCGAUACAGACAGCCUCAUCUAUGAGCUGCUUCAAGAUCCUUAUAAAGUUAUGAAGCGAGACUGUCAUCAAUAUUUUGAUACAUUUGAUUAUCCUGUUAAUAAUCAAUAUGAUAUCCCCCUUGUUAAUAAGAAGGUGUUGGGUAUGCUGAAAGAUGAGAACAACGGUGUUCCGAUGACAGACUACGUAGGGCUCAGAUCUAAACUAUACUUAACUAAGGUGUUGCAAACGGAGGAGAAUGUAACAAAAAAUCGAAAAAAGAUGCAGGAUGCUGAGUAUGAUGAUGAGGAAAUAGAUGCUGAAAUUAAAAACAUGGGUAUCACUAAAAAGGCAAAGGGUGUAAAAUCUUUCAUCGUAAAAACAGAGAUUUCAUUUGAGGAUUAUGUUGAAUGCCUUGAUAGUUUGAAACAAAAAAUAGUUUCCCAAAAUUUAAUUCGGUCUGAGAAGCAUCAGGUGCAUUCUAUAAUACAACAGAAGAUUGGUCUUUCAUAUGAGGAUGAUAAACGGUACCUUAUCCCUGGAACAUAUAAUACUCUGCCCUGGGGACAUUAUGCAAUACCAUCAACUUCCUCGAAAAAAAAAUAUGGAUGUAGAUAUAGCCAUUGAGCCUGUUUGUCAGUUUAAAUAAUCAAUAUUUAAGGAUCAUGUUAAAAUUUACCCCAUUUGGAUCUUAUUCUAGUACAUUAUGUAUAUAAUAUAAUGCAAUGUAA